UGGCUAAUAACCACGACAACCAUGUCGCUGAACAAGUCGCUUCUUUUCGCUCUGUUUGUCCUUUUGGCCACUGUUGGGUUCAAUGGGGCAGAACGUGUCCGCUUUGACAACUACCGUCUAUACAAAGCCAAUGCCGAGAAUGCCGAGCAGCUGGCUGUGCUGAAGCAGCUUGAAGGAUCAUCGGAUUCCAUUUUGUUCUUGGAUGGUGUUCACCUCGUUGGAGCCGAUGUUCAGAUGGUUGUUGCCCCACACAAAGUGCCUGAUGUAUUGGAGAUUCUGGGCAAAGCUGAGAUUAAAUAUGAGCUGCAGUCCAAGGAUUUCCAAAAGUCGUUGGAUGAGAUUGACGAGAAGGUGGCACCCAAGGGUCGCGCCAGCUCCGACUAUAAUUGGGCGCAGUACUAUGAACUGGAUGAUACAUACAGCUGGAUGGUUAGCCUGGCAAAGAUGUACCCACACGUUGUCACAUUGAUUGAGGGUGGAAAAACCUAUCAGGGACGUUCAAUUCUAGGCGUCAAAAUAUCCAAGAGCCUCAGCGAGAAGCCAGGCAUAUUGUUGGAGGCUGGCAUUCAUGCUCGCGAAUGGAUCGCUCCCGCUGCUGCCACCUUCAUCAUCAAUCAGCUCUUAACCUCAAACUUGGAUUCCGUCAAGGACUUGGCCGACAAUUACAAUUGGUACGUCUUCCCCCAUGCCAAUCCCGAUGGUUACGUGUACACCCACACCACAAAUCGUAUGUGGCGCAAGACCCGCACUCCCUACGGCAGCUGCUUCGGCGCUGAUCCCAACCGCAACUGGGACUUCCACUGGAAUGAAGUUGGUGCAAGCUCCGAUCCAUGCUCCGAUACCUACGCUGGACCUAGCGCAUUCUCUGAGAUUGAAACCCUAUCGCUGUCGAACUACAUUGCCUCGAUAAAGGACAAGAUCCAGCUUUAUGUUUCGUUCCAUUCCUAUUCGCAGUACCUGCUUUACCCCUAUGGACACACAAGCGAUCUGCCUGAUAAUGUAAAGGACUUCCAGCAGGUGUUUAAUGCUUCCAUCGCUGCUGUCUCCCAGCGCUACAAUACGAAGUACACUGGUGGCAACAUCUACGAUGCCAUCUAUCCGGCAGCUGGAGCUAGCAUCGACUGGGCCUAUGGAACUCAGGGUGUGCGCAUGACUUUCUGCUAUGAGCUGCGUCCUACAUCCAAUUCGAUCCUCACCGGUUUCAAAUUGCCCGCUGAACAGAUCAUCCCUGCUAGUGAGGAAGUUCUGGACUCGAUUACCGCCAUGGUUGGGGAGGUCAAGAAGCUGAAAUACUUUGACUAAAGGAAGAAAACAUAGCGGUAUGCAUUGGAUCCUUUUUGGUAUAUUGCGAUGGAUUUUACCAGAUUAUUCAAAUAGUUUGCAUAAAUGAGAUUUCUUAUUUUCAAUAAAAUGAUUGUAUUGUGUAGAGGGUUCAUACAUGCAACAGUUUUUAGCUAUUAAUAAAGAUUGCUGAAUUUUAA
This is a messenger RNA of Drosophila mojavensis, 1481 nucleotides long. RefSeq names its product zinc carboxypeptidase A 1. The transcript has a single exon. The record is from RefSeq and is a predicted model, not a curated record. Gene Ontology annotation, molecular function: metallocarboxypeptidase activity; zinc ion binding. Lineage: Eukaryota; Metazoa; Arthropoda; Insecta; Diptera; Drosophilidae. Bases 22 to 1302 code for a protein of 426 amino acids. Gene Ontology annotation, biological process: proteolysis.